Sitodiplosis mosellana (orange wheat blossom midge) is the source of this 521-nucleotide messenger RNA. RefSeq lists its product as uncharacterized. Bases 69 to 443 code for a protein of 124 amino acids. Lineage: Eukaryota; Metazoa; Arthropoda; Insecta; Diptera; Cecidomyiidae. The transcript has 4 exons. The record is from RefSeq and is a predicted model, not a curated record.
CAGUCAGUUUUGAUUAAACUGUUGAUAGAAAGAACCGUUGACCUGACAGAAACCGUGAAUCUAUUGAUAUGUAUAAGAUAAAGUGGUCAACGAUUUUACUUUGUUUGUGCACAUUUAAGAAUGCAAUGGGAAUUCAAGUAGUCGAUAUAGCUGGCCGGUAUGCUGCUAUUGGGUCGCGGGGUCCGGCUUUGGUGAAUUUUGAACCGCAUUAUACUUUGCCCUAUGGCUAUGCUGAUAUAUUUAUCGGUCCUCCUGCUGGGACAAAUUCUAUUGGAUUAAAACAGGGCAUUUUUCGAGCAAAUGGUUUCAUUCCACAUCGAAACAACUACGAUGGACAAUAUGUUGCUGUUAAUCGCGGUGCAGUUCAUAUUGCGCCGCUUAUCGGGCAUUUGCAAUCAGUCAAAACAACAAAUCUUGAGCCGGCGCCAGCGACUACAUGGUAGCACAACGUAACUGCUUUCCAGUUUGCUUUGUUCAAAAUGUUUCAACUUGUUUGUGUUCAAUUUUAAAUGGAGAGAAAG